Messenger RNA from Selaginella moellendorffii, 1938 nucleotides. Its product is annotated as cation transporter HKT4. NCBI's taxonomy places the organism in Eukaryota, Viridiplantae, Streptophyta, Lycopodiopsida, Selaginellales, Selaginellaceae. The transcript has 7 exons. Gene Ontology annotation, biological process: transmembrane transport; monoatomic cation transport. Gene Ontology annotation, molecular function: monoatomic cation transmembrane transporter activity. The coding region runs from base 1 to 1938 and encodes 645 amino acids. The record is from RefSeq and is a predicted model, not a curated record. Gene Ontology annotation, cellular component: plasma membrane.
AUGAACAUCGACGCGAGGCCAGACGCUGCGAUCCAAAUUAGACUUGGGGCGAAAGCCAUGGCACCGGAAUCUGGGGGCGGUGCUGGAGCAUCGAAUCCCAGCUCAAAGCAAAAGGGGCAAAUUCGAAGCGAAGAGAAGAAGACCCAGUGCUCGCUCGCGCGGCCGAUCCGAUUGAUCGAUUCUUUAGUGCGAAUUGUUCCAAAAGUUUGGCACUCCAAAGAUCCCAAGGGGCGGGAAAAGGCAGGGCGGAUUAGGUCUAGCUUUAGGGCUAAAUCUUGGGCAGCAUUCAUCGGGAGCUUGAUCCUAUGGGGUAUCGGCAACGAGAGAGGUGGGCAUUUUCCUUUUGUCGACUGCUUCUACGGCAUCACGUCGGCACUAUGCCUCUCGGGACUUACCACUGUUCCUGUAGAAGACAUUCCACCCGGAGGACAAGUAGUCCUCAUGAUCAUGAUGUUGCUGGGCAGCCAAGUUGUGACUUCCAGUGUGCCAUUGCUCGUCAAGAAACACCGCUACUGUCGAGUUGCCAGAAUAGCCAUCGAUCCCAGUGACCAUGAACUGGUCGGACCACCAACACCACCGGUCGUAGAGGUUUUGGUUCCAGAAACUUUCUCUCGCUCCGAGCCUCGGGUGGAGGAGCUGCAGCACACUUCGUCAAAGUGGACCAUGGUAGCAAAGCGAGGCUCACAGGUGCUCGAGAAACUCGGCAGCAAGAUCAAGCGCAGAGCCGAGGACGAGGCCUGGAUGGCCGAGAUGGCUACCAAGCAGCAGGCCGAGCACUUGACAGAAGUUUUCCAGGAGCACCAGGCCACCAUCGUGCUGAUCCGGAUCAUCGUCAUCUAUGGAGUUGUGGUUCAUCUCAUGGGGUUCUUCAUCGCCUGGCUGAGCAUUCUCUGCGGACGGCCAUACCCCAGGAACUUGAUCCGGCACAACAAGAAGACCAACCUCGGAUUCUUCUCGCUCUUUGCAGUGGUCUCGGCAUUUUGCAACGUAGGAUACAUCGCUUCCAACGAGAACUUGAUGCCUUUCAACUCGUCGCUGGUCCUGCUGCUCGACAUGAUCCUGCUGAUCAUGCUCGGCAACGGAAUUUACCCACCGUGUCUACGAGGAAUCAUCCGACUGCUCCAUCACUUCUCCAAAGGCAAUACAAAGCAAGCGUGUGAGUUCCUGCUCGACCAUCCCCGCAAGUGCUACACGCAUCUCUUUCCUCCCAACACGACGAGGUGGCUGCUCAUCUCCUUUUUCGGAUUGAACGGGUUUGAGAUUUGCGUCAUCUACAUCCUCGACUGGAACUCCACAGCCUUCGACGGCCUUGAUACUGGUGAGAAGAUCGUUAACGGCAUCUUUCAGUGUGUCAACACUCGUAGCGGCGGCAUGAACUCCGUCGCCAUCACAGGUCUUUCGCCCACAACGCUCUUCAUCUUUGCUGUCAUGAUGUACAUUUCGGCUUACCCCGUCUUCUUAUCCCGGCAAGCCACAAGACAAAAGUCCGUCGACGACGAGGGCGCCAUCUCUCACCUCUCAGCCCGCAAGCAGCGUGACAUCCUCGACACCACCCUCGCGACACAAUUCCGGAGGCUCCUCGCGCAGGACACGGCGUAUCUCUUCCUCGCAACGUUCUUCAUUUGCGUCUCGGUGAACCACGGCCUCAAACACGAUCCACUCAACUACAACAUCUUCAGUGUCAUCUUCGAGAUCAUCAGUGCCUACGGUGGUGUGGGACUGUCGUAUGGAUAUAGCUGCAGCUUGAGGAUGGAGCCCGGCUACUGCGUGGACGAGCCCGUGAGCUUCUCAGGCAAGUGGGGGUUUACUCCCAAAAUCAUCAUGAUCGUAGUCAUGCUCCUCGGCAGGCACCGAGGCCUCCCUGAUAACAUUGAUUCCGCAAUUUUACUCCCCGAGCAGAAAUUCAGCAACAUAAUGAGAAGGCAGACCAGUGAAUGA